AUGGCCGCCAGCCCAGAGGCACCGGGGCCCUUGUACCUGGCCCUGCUGGGUUUUGCAGAACAUUUCCGCACGUCGAGUCCCCCGAAGAUCCGCCUGUGCGUCCACUGUCUGCAGGCGGUGUUUCAGUUCAAGCCGCCCCCGAGGGUCGAGGCCCGGACUCACCUGCAGCUGGGCUCGGUGGUGUACCGCCACACCAAGAACAGGGAGCUGGCCCAGACUCACCUGGAGAAAGCGCUGAGCAGCCGCCGCCACACGUGGCUCAUAUCACAACAAAUCUCUCAGUUUGAAGAUGUCCAGUUUGAAGCAGCAAGUAUUCUGUCGGAGUUCUACUGUCAACAGAACCCCUUUCAAAACAAGAGUCCCAACCAACACCCUGCUUAUAACAGGAACUACACAUCAACCUUCCAUACUAUCUAUGCAAGAGUCAUGGGAUCUGAGUACCCAAGAGCUCUGUUCUUAUUAAGUAAAGGAAUGUUGCUGCUAAUGGAGCAUAAGCUGAGUGAGGUACAUCCACUGCUGACGCUGUGUGGGACCAUUGUGGAGAACUGGCAGGGAAACCCCAUUCAGAAGGAUUCCCUCAGGGUUUUCUUCCUUCUGCUGCAGGUCACACACUACCUGGAUGCUGGACAGGUGAAGAGUGUGAAACCAUGUCUGAAGCAGCUUCAGCAGUGUAUCCAGACCAUCUCCACUCUCAACGAUGAUGAGAUCCUUCCCACUAAUCCAGCAGCUCUCUUUCACUGGCUGCCCAAAGAACAGUGUGUGAUUGUGUACAUGGUGACCGUGAUGCACUCCAUGCAGGCUGGUCACUUGGAGAAAGCACAGAAGUACACAGACAAAGCUCUCAUGCAGCUGCAGAAGCUGAAGAUGCUGGACAGAAGCCCCAUCCUGUCCACGUUCCAAUUCAUCCUGCUGGUGCACAUCAUCAUGUGUCGGCUCGUCACCGGACACAAGGCCACAGCUUUACAAGAGAUUUCUCAGCUUUGUCAGCUUUGCGAACAGUCUCCCAGGUUAUUUAUAAAUCAUGCUGCCCAGCUUGACACACUGCUGGGCCUCUACUGUAUCUCAGUGAACUGCAUGGAUAACGCUGAGGCUCAGUUCACCGCCGCUCUGCAAACAAACGGUAAAUCAUGUGUCUACAGAAGAUUUCUAAGGGAGACCCUGAAGAUGUCUAACGCCGAGGAUCUAAACCUGCUAACCGCUUGCUCGCUCGUGUUACUGGGCCACAUCUUUUUGGUCCUGGGCCACCACAGGGAAAGUAACAACAUGGUAGUUCCUGCCAUGUAGCUUGCCAGCAAGAUCCCAGACAUGUCCGUGCAGCUGUGGUCGUCCUCUCUUCUCAAAGAUCUGAACAAAGCCUGUGGAAACACCAUGGACGCCCAUGAGGCGGCUCAGAUGCACCAGACCUUUUCCCAGCAUCUCCUGCAGGAUCACAUGGCAGCCUGCAGCCUCCCUGAACACAACCUCAUCAGUUGGACAGACGGCCUCCCCCCUGUGCAGCUUCAGCCUCAGAAUGGACCUACAACCAGCCUGGCCAGCCUGCUCUGA
Pleuronectes platessa (European plaice) is the source of this 1545-nucleotide messenger RNA. It is a transcript of the gene mau2, whose product is annotated as MAU2 sister chromatid cohesion factor. The record is from RefSeq and is a predicted model, not a curated record. Gene Ontology annotation, molecular function: double-stranded DNA binding. Gene Ontology annotation, biological process: mitotic sister chromatid cohesion; maintenance of mitotic sister chromatid cohesion. Lineage: Eukaryota; Metazoa; Chordata; Actinopteri; Pleuronectiformes; Pleuronectidae. Gene Ontology annotation, cellular component: chromatin; SMC loading complex.